GCCCUGGUGACCGCCGUGACUCGCUGCACCUCCCCAUAUCACCCUUGGUCCCGUCUUCUACAUCCGGGCGCCGAAGCGCACGCCUCAAACCAUGAAGGGCUUUCGGCAGAGAGUGUCCGACAAGCUUCGUGCCCAUGAUUCCAAAUCAUCCUCCAAGAAAAAGAGUGAGUCGGGCACCUCCUCACCCUCCCACGGCGGCUCUCAGUCGCAAUCGCCUGCCAGUUCCGCCCAUGCCACGCCCACUUCCUCAACCACUCAACUAGCUACCGAUCCCCGCAACAAGCCUCUUCCGUCCAACGACAAUGCCGCGGGCGGUCCUCAGGGCUCGGCGCAGCCAGGCCAGCCCGGCCUUCCCAGCUCCCUGGCGCCCGGCGCACAGUUCAUGAGCGGUCAGCCUCAUAUGCCUCAGGGAGCGACGAACAACGGCAUGGGCGGCGCUGUGCCUGGCACGCCGAACCGUGGUCAGGGUUUGGCGCCUAGUGUUGUCAUCAGCCCUAGCGCACCUCACAUCCCACCACCCGGAGCCGCUGAGACCAUGCCUGGAGACCUGCUCCCCCCGAAAGCCGGCUCGAAAUCUCUCCUCUUCGAUCGUUUGCAGACCACCCCCAAGGAUGUUGCCGAGGGCAUCAGAACCCCAAAGCGACAGCACUCGUCGCGCUUCGACAUCUCCGACCAAAGACAACGCGAGCUCGAGAAGCUCCCUGGAUUCCACGAGGUCGCCCCGAACAAACGGGAGGAGCUCUUCAUGCAAAAGAUCGACCAAUGCAACAUCAUCUUCGAUUUCAACGAUGCCAGCGGCGACAUGAAAUCAAAGGAAAUCAAGCGCUUGGCGCUGCACGAGUUGCUGGACUAUGUUGCAAACAACAGGCAGGUCAUCACGGAACGGAUGUAUCCUCGCGUCGUCGAAAUGUUCGCCAAGAACCUCUUCCGCCCUAUCCCGCCGCCGAUGAACCCGCAAGGCGAAGCCUUUGACCCUGAAGAGGACGAGCCUGUGCUUGAGGUCGCCUGGCCUCACAUUCAGGUCGUGUACGAGUUCUUUUUGCGCUUCAUUGAAAGCCAGGACUUUAACACCAACAUCGCCAAGCAAUACAUAGAUCAUGGUUUCGUUCUUCAGUUGCUUGAAUUAUUUGAUUCUGAAGAUCCCCGGGAACGUGAUUUCCUCAAGACGACUCUCCACAGAAUCUACGGAAAGUUCCUCAACCUGCGUUCUUACAUCCGUCGGUCCAUCAACAACGUUUUCUUCCAAUUCAUCUACGAGACCGAACGCUUCAACGGUAUUGCCGAGUUGCUGGAAAUUCUCGGUUCGAUUAUCAACGGUUUCGCUCUCCCAUUGAAGGAGGAGCACAAGCUCUUCUUGACCCGAGUCUUGAUUCCCAUGCACAAGGUGAAGAGCCUUAGCAUGUAUCACCCGCAGCUUGCGUACUGUAUCGUGCAGUUCCUUGAAAAGGAUGCUGCCCUGACGGAAGAGGUGGUCCUGGGUCUCCUCCGCUAUUGGCCAAAGGUCAACAGCACCAAGGAGGUGAUGUUCCUGAACGAGGUCGAAGAUAUCUUUGAAGUUAUGGAUCCGGCCGAGUUUGCCAAGGUUCAAGAGCCGCUGUUUAGCCAAUUGGCCAAGUCGGUUGCUAGCCCGCACUUCCAGGUUGCCGAGCGCGCGCUCUAUUUCUGGAACAACGAGUACUUCUGUAACUUGGUUAGCGACAAUGUUGAAGUCAUCUUGCCCAUCAUGUUCGCCCCCCUGUAUGAAAACUCGAAGGGUCACUGGAACAGAACGAUCCACGGAAUGGUCUACAAUGCGAUGAAACUUUUCAUGGAGGUUAAUCCUCAACUCUUUGACGAAUGCUCGCAUGAAUAUGCCGAGAAGCAGAACAACGCCCCUCAGGAGCAGCAAUCGCGGCAGUCGAGAUGGGAUAAGCUGGCUGAGCUUGCGGCCGCCAGGCAGAAUGGCAAGGUCGACGUCAAGCUCCCCGCGGUGACCGCAACCGGAUCAAAAGUCAGCUCCCCCACGCGCGCGGACGACAACGACCCCUUGAGUCAGGACAGUCAGCGCAGGCUUGAAGCGCUCCGGCUGCAGGACGACGCCAUGUCUAGUCAGCGAAGGCCCAAAGACUAUGCGGUACGUUAAGUCCGUAUGCUGUUUGAUGCGUCAGGUCCCGGAGCGAGCGUUGCCACAUUACAUUUUGUAUACUUUUUCUUCUCUCUAGAGCAGGCAGGGCAGGCUACUAUAAACACGUUUCCUUUCUUUUUGAUUUAUUUAGCGGAUCGGUGUGCUUACUCACAGCUCCACUAACCUGCCCUGCUUACAGAGGCGUCACCAUCAGUCGUCAUCCGUGGACGAGACCAGCAGCAGGCGUGCAGGACGAGCUCGGAGCAACAGCCGACCUAGCUCUGCGGGGG
Molecule: messenger RNA, 2394 nt
Organism: Aplosporella prunicola CBS 121167
Lineage: Eukaryota; Fungi; Ascomycota; Dothideomycetes; Botryosphaeriales; Aplosporellaceae
Exons: 7
Coding region: 92-2122 (676 amino acids)
Biological process (GO): signal transduction
Cellular component (GO): protein phosphatase type 2A complex
Molecular function (GO): protein phosphatase regulator activity
Source: RefSeq, a predicted model, not a curated record